AUGCUCCACUCAAAGGAUAUCGUUUUUGCCUUGCUUCUUGUGGGCUCUACAGUGGCUCUGGACGUACAGAUCACCCCCAGGCAGGGAGAGAUCAGUGUCGGGGAGUCCAAGUUCUUCCUGUGCGAAGUGGUCGGAGAGGCCGAGAAGAUCGACUGGUUCUCUCCCAGCGGCGACCGCAUCGAGAGCAACAGGCCGGACGUCACGGUGACCCGUAACGACGAGUCGUCGUGCACGCUCACGCUCUACAGGGCCGGCGUGGACAACGCCGGGACGUACAGGUGCCUCGCCACCAACGGGGACCAGCAGGCCGAGUCCACGGUCAACGUCAAGAUCUACCAGAAGAUCACCUUCCAGAAUGCUCCGUCCCCCCAAGAGUUCAACGAAGGAGACAGCGCCAGCCUCAUCUGUGAUGUCAUCAGCACCCCGCCCCCCACCGUCAUCUGGAAACAUAAAGGGGCCAAGAUCCAAAUGGAGAAGGAUGUUCGCUUUAAGAUCCUGAGCAACAACCACCUGCAGAUCCGGGGGAUCAAGAAGACUGACGAGGGCACGUACACCUGCGAGGGACGCCUCAUGGCCCGGGGAGAGAUCGAUUUCCGGAUCAUCAAGGUCGUCGUCAACGUGGCCCCGUCCAUCAGGGUUUGGCAGUCUGAGGUGAAUGCCACGGCCGACGCCGGCCAGACGGCCAUGUUGUCUUGUGCUGCCGACGGCUUCCCAGAGCCCAUGGUGUCCUGGGCAAGGAACCAAAAAGUUCUGGAAGCAGGGGAGAAGUACAGCUUCAACGACGACGGCUCCGAGAUGACUCUCAUGGACGUGGCCAAGCUGGACGAGGGAGAGUACACCUGCAUCGCCAAGAACAAGGCCGGGGAGGUGGAGCAGGAACUCAGCCUGCGCGUGUUCGUGAAGCCCACGAUCACCUACCUGGUGAACCAAACCGCGUCAGAGAUGCAGGAGCAGGUGACUCUGACCUGCGAGGCGUCAGGUGACCCCACCCCCACCAUCAACUGGAGCUCAAGCAAGCGAGUCUUCAAGGAGGAGGAGCAGGCCUCGUGGACUCGACCCGAGCAGCACAAGAGCCUGGACGGGAACGUGAUGGUGAGGAGCGACGCCCGCCUCUCCUCCCUCACCCUGAAGAAGGCCGAGUACACGGACGCAGGCCUGUACCUCUGCACGGCCCGCAGCUCCAUCGGGGAGGACGCCCGGCACGCAUACCUGGAAAUACGCUACUCUCCUAAGAUCAACGGCUCGGUCGCCGUGUACACCUGGGAGGGGAACCCGGCCAACCUGAGCUGUGAGGUCCUGGCCCACCCCAGCCAAGUGUCCUUACUGUGGCUGAGAGACGGCCUGCAGCUGCCCAACCUCAACACCACCAACAUCAAGGUCUACAGCGGUCCGUCAGCCAGCUUCUUGGAGGUCACCCCAGAGUCAGAGAACGACUUUGGGAGCUACAACUGCUCCGCCUCCAAUGAGAUGGGCACCGAGUCCAAGGAGUUCCUCCUCAUUCAGGCCGACGUGCCAUCUGCCCCCUCCGUCGGACAGGUGGAGCCCUUCUCCAGCUCGGCCAGGGUGCUGUUCCAGGAGCCCGAAGCCUCCGGGGGGGUGCCCAUCCUGCGCUACCGCGCCGAGUGGAAGCCCAUGAGCCGGGGGAGCUGGGUGCACCGGGUCUACGAGGUCCAGAGAGGUGCUUUGACUGAGGUGACGAUCACAGGCCUGAAGCCAGAGACCAACUAUGAGGUGAAGAUGUCUGCCAUCAACGGCAAGGGACAAGGUGACAGCAGCCCCGCUGUGAUCUUCAAGACGGAGCCUGUUCGGGAGCCCAACCCCCCUAAGCUGGAGGGCAUACUGCAGCCCAAAGGCAACUCCCUCAAAGUAAGGUGGACCAAGCAGGACGACGGGGGCUCGCCCAUCACACACUACCUGGUCCGCUUCAAACCAAAGCAGCUGUCGGAGUGGAAGCCUGAGAUGAGGAUGCCCAGCGGGAGCGACUACGUGGUCCUCACCAGCCUGGACUGGAACACGGAGUACGAGGUGCUGGUGGUGGCCGAAAACCUGCAGGGGAAGUCCCAGCCCGGGGUCCUGACGGUCCGGACCGACCCCGAGCCAGCGGCCAUCCCAGCAGACCUGGGGGACGAGUCGGCGCUGUCGACGGGCAUCAUCGCCGGCGUCCUCCUCGUGGCCGUGCUGCUGCUGCUGCUGGCCGUGGACGUCAGCUGCUUCUUCAUCAACAAGUGUGGCCUGAUCAUGUGUCUGUGCGGCAAGCCGGGCUCCACGGCCAAGGACAGCAGCCUGGAAGGUGGCAAGGCAGCCUUCAUGAAAGACGAGUCCAAAGAGCCCAUCGUGGAGGUGAGGACGGAAGACGAAUGCACGGCCAAUCACAACGCGGGCGGGCCCACGGAACCCAACGAGACCACGCCUCUUACAGAGCCAGAGAAGAUGAUAUGCGAGGAAAAGACUAAAGAGGAGGCGGACACGAAGACAGCCCUGUCAGAGGUGACAGGAGAACUCAACGACAUCGCACGUCUAAACGCCAGCGAGAGCAAAGCAUGAUGGGUGGGCGAGGCUCUGGCGUUCCUCGUGGCUGCAGCAGCAUUUCCAGUGCCCUUAACUGCAUCUCCAGCACACAUAGACGAGCAUGAGAAUCAUCGCAGUACUCUCUGACUGUGCUGCGUUUCUGUUUAGUUUAUCAUUCCAUUACAGUUUGCUUCUCCCAUGAAAUACUAAAGAACACUGUUUUACGUUUAAUUUCAAAUCACAUGAAGCAUUUUUAAGAGACAAACAAGUCUUUUGUUUUCUUUUUUUUUACUACACUGAGUUAGUGGUAAUUGUUUGAAGUCUGGUUGCACUUAAACAUUGGAUUAUACAUGAUAUAUAUUAAGAGAUUGACUCUAUAUAGAUGUUAUUUUAUUAUUUUCAUGUUACAUCGUUCAAAUGUAAAAUUAUUUGUAUUUUUUUAUCUUCAAUAAUUUGAGGGCUAGUCUAAUAGAAUAGUGUGUUUGCAUGUCAGAUUUUCAAAUGGUUGUAAUGUUCAAUAUUUUUCUCGUCUGUUAAGGGGGUGGGUGGUUUUAAACAUCCAGAUUGUUGUCAUGUAGCUAGCUAUCAAAACAUGUGUAUGGAUUUGAUUACUCUCAAGAAGGGUGUGGCCAUGAACACUCUGUACUUUGUAUGAUGUACAGUGGGGUUGGCUUUCAAACACAAACCUCCCUGUUAGACAACAUAGGAUCAGAUGGGCAUUUCUUGGCCUGCUAAGCUUUGUGAUGCAGAACUUGCAGGUCCACAUACUGGUCAGUCACUCCGGUCCCCGUGAAGUCCUUAUGUCCCCUGAGGAGAGAGACACGUGGAGCAGCUAUCUUACCUGUAGAACAAAGGGUUCCGAGUGUUGGCAGAGAAAUGUGGAACCUCAGCAGAGCCCGUGGUUCUCAUGGACAAGGAUUGAAGAACCCAGAUCAAAGUGAAUGUCAUCAUAAACUUGAUGUAUAGCACUCCAUCCUUUUAGUAUCAACUAUGAUGAGGAUGUUCUCAUCUGGAGAAGGCAGGUGCCGUGCUUAUCUCUAUCAUCCAUUCAAUCGUGUUUUUAACACAAAUCUUUAAAAAAAGGCAUUUUUUUGGUACUCUGUAAAUCUGGAGCUAUCUUCUACUCCACUCCUGACUGCAAGCUUGUGCACUGUGACUGUGUCAAUUGAUUGUCUUGUCAUCAGUUUCAAUAAUAUCUGCAUAGCUUUGUUGUGAAAAAAAAGCCUUUUUAUAUGCUGUAGUGUAUUAAAAAUGAUGAUACAAGAAAUGGAUUAAAAGAAAGAUCUAGUGUGUAAUGUUGUCAAAGUCUCCCAUCAUAGCACUAUUUAUAAUGACCAGUAGUGCAGGGGAGAUGUGUUUUGAGUCUUGGCAUGAAUUCAAUUAAACCUUAAUAACAUGUAACUUCAGCCCAGAUACCUAUGUUGACCAUGUUUCGUUUUUCUUCCCCUGUUGUGGUUCAAGUGUUCUGAAAAUCUGUUUUAGAGUUGACAUUGAUUUUGUACAAAAGCAGUCACUGACAGUGUUUGCCUGUACUGAGGAUGAUUCCAUGGACAGAAGGUGGGAUGGUUAUCUGACUUUUAUUUUUAUUGAAUCCUGAAUAUGUUGUAAAUGCCAAAGGUGAUGUAAAAUACGGUCAAGCCCUUGGCACUUUAAUGUAACUGGAUAACUAAACAUCACCUGUUGAAUCAUUCGGAGGUGCUGCGUUAGCAACCCGCCCCCUGGCAAAGAUACUCUUUUUUCUGGGUUCAACUCAGAAAAUCUCUCAGUGGUGUACAGUCUGAGUACUAACCCAUUUACAAAAUAAAACAAGGUUUUGA
This is a messenger RNA of Hypomesus transpacificus, 4325 nucleotides long. RefSeq names its product neural cell adhesion molecule 1b (gene ncam1b). Gene Ontology annotation, cellular component: membrane. The transcript has 19 exons. Gene Ontology annotation, biological process: cell adhesion. NCBI's taxonomy places the organism in Eukaryota, Metazoa, Chordata, Actinopteri, Osmeriformes, Osmeridae. Gene Ontology annotation, molecular function: protein binding. The coding region runs from base 1 to 2544 and encodes 847 amino acids. The record is from RefSeq and is a predicted model, not a curated record.